Carlito syrichta (Philippine tarsier) is the source of this 2369-nucleotide messenger RNA. RefSeq names its product signal-induced proliferation-associated 1 (gene SIPA1). The record is from RefSeq and is a predicted model, not a curated record. Gene Ontology annotation, biological process: establishment of epithelial cell polarity; activation of GTPase activity; regulation of small GTPase mediated signal transduction. Lineage: Eukaryota; Metazoa; Chordata; Mammalia; Primates; Tarsiidae. Gene Ontology annotation, cellular component: cytoplasm; Golgi apparatus; plasma membrane. The annotation marks the transcript as partial. The transcript is spliced from 12 exons. Gene Ontology annotation, molecular function: GTPase activator activity.
ACCAUCUAAGCCGGGGAAGGGGCUGGAAACCUCAGCCCUAGGCAGACGAGGAAGUGGCCAGGAAAGCGGAAGCAGCUUUGAUGGUCUCGGAGGGGGCCGGAAGCCAGCCCGGCUGGUGGAGGACCAGGCUGGGGGCCCGGGUUCCUGUUUUCUCCCCAGGCCCCUCUGAGCAGCCCCCUCCUCCUUCAGGGCAGAGACUGCUGCCGCCACCUCGGCCUGCCGGCUGGGCACCAGACACCCGUGCCUGCCAAUGCGGCCCGGCCCCUGGAGAGUCAGGCCCACAGAGCACGCCCAUGUGGGCCGGCGGGGUGGGGUGUCCCCGGCGGGGCUCGGCCCCCGCGCCCACGGAUGACUUCUUUGCUCGCAAGCUGCGCCAGCCGGCACGGCCCCCGCUGACCCCACACACCUUUGAGCCCAGGCCGGCCCGGGGCCCGCUUCUGCGCAGCGGCAGCGAUGCAGGCGAGGCCAGGCCCCCCACGCCAGCUAGCCCCCGUGCCCGCGCCCACAGCCACGAGGAGGCCAGCCGCCCUGCUGCAGCUUCCCCCCGGAUCUUCACCGACCCGCUGGCACUGCUGGGACUGCCAGCGGAGGAACCCGAGCCCGCCUUCCCGCCGGUGCUGGAGCCCCGAUGGUUUGCCCACUAUGACGUGCAGAGCCUGCUCUUUGAUUGGGCUCCAAGGCCACGGGGGACCGGCGGCCACGCAGAGGCCAGCUCUGGGAACUGGGCUUCAGCCGAGGACCAGGCCACCAGCUCAGACCUGCUGCUUGGGGCGCCUGGCUUUGUGCGCGAGCUCGGGGGUGAAGGUGAGCUAGGCCUGGGUGGACCAGCACUCCCGCCUGUGCCCCCUGCUCUGCCCAAUGCGGCCGUGUCCAUCCUGGAGGAGCCACAGAACCGAACCUCGGCCUACAGCCUGGAGCAUGCAGACCUGGGUGCCGGCUACUACCGCAAGUACUUCUAUGGCAAAGAACACCAGAACUUCUUCGGGCUGGACGAGGUGCUGGGCCCGGUGGCAGUGAGCCUGCGGCGGGAGGAGAAGGAGGGCAGCGGAGGCGGCACCCUGCACAGCUACCGCGUCAUCGUGCGGACCACGCAGCUCCGGACCCUCCGCGGCACCAUCUCGGAGGACGCGCUGCCGACAGGGUCCCCGCGGGGCCUGUCCCCUAAGAAACUUCUGGAGCACGUGGCGCCGCGGCUGAGCCCGACCUGCCUGCGCCUGGGCUCAGCUUCGCCCAAGGUGCCACGCACGCUGCUCACACUAGACGAGCAAGUGCUGAGCUUCCAGCGCAAGGUGGGCAUCCUAUACUGCCGGGCAGGCCAGGGCUCGGAAGAGGAGAUGUACAACAACCAGGAUGCAGGACCGGCCUUCACACAGUUCCUCAAGCUGCUGGGUGACGUGGUGCGCCUCAAAGGCUUUGAGAGCUACCGUGCCCAGCUGGACACCAAAACGGAUUCCACGGGCACGUACUCCCUCUACACCACGUAUCAGGACCACGAGAUCAUGUUCCAUGUGUCCACGAUGCUGCCUUAUACCCCUAACAACCAGCAGCAGCUCCUGCGGAAGCGUCAUAUCGGCAACGACAUUGUGACCAUCGUGUUCCAGGAGCCCGGCAGCAAGCCAUUCUCCCCCACCACCAUCCGCUCGCACUUCCAGCACGUGUUCCUAGUGGUGCGGGCGCAGGCGCCCUGUACCUCGCACACCUCCUACAGGGUGGCCGUGAGCCGCACCCAGGACACCCCAGCCUUCGGGCCGGCUCUGCCCAAGGGCGGAGGCCCCUUUGCCGCCAACGCCGACUUCCGGGCCUUCCUGCUGGCCAAGGCGCUCAACGGAGAACAGGCGGCGGGCCACGCGCGCCAGUUCCACGCCAUGGCCACGCGCACGCGCCAGCAGCUGCGCGUUUGCGGCCAGACGCUGCCCAGCCUGGGUGCCCAGGACGCCGCCCAGCUGCUGCGCUCGGCACCCAAGGUCUGCGUCACCGUCCUGCCUCCCGACGAGAGCGGCCGACCCCGCAGGUCAGGGUGCCCGGGACUCAUGUCCGAGGUCGGCAGCGAGACCCUGGAGGAUGAGUGGCAGUCCAUCUCAGAGAUCGCCUCCACUUGCAACACCAUUCUGGAGUCGCUGUCCCGAGAGGGACAGCCCAUCCCGGAGAGUGGAAACCCCAAGGGAACCCCAAAGUCUGAUGCUGAGCCAGAAUCUGGGAGCCUGUCGGAGAAGGUCUCUCACUUGGAGUCCAUGCUCAGGAAGCUCCAGGAGGACUUGCAGAAGGAGAAGGCAGACAGGGCGGCCCUGGAGGAGGAGGUACGGAGCCUGAGACACAACAACCUGCGGCUGCAGGCCGAAUCGGAGAGCGCAGCCGCCCGCCUGCUCCUG